AUCUGUUGUUCAUUUGUUCACUCAAUGUAUAUGUUCUAUUUCAAUACAAAACAUUUCUCUUUAUUUUUUCAGGCAUGGGAAAAAUUCCAAUAAUUAUAUUAUGCAUGCAUGUGCUUGAUCAGUGACAUUGUAAAGUUCUAAUAGAAGCAGGCAGAUUGAUGUCCAAUGCUCUGACGACUGCAAUUGCCUUGAAAGUCAUAGCCUCCCUGUUGAGUCAUGGGCAUGACAUCACUCACAGCCUCUGCACACCUGACCAACAGGGCUACUCUGCUCUUCAUUAUGCUGUUUUGUACAAGGAUCUUGCAAUGGUGAAUAAACUUCUCAUGUAUGCAGAUAAAAGAUGCAUAAACAUAGAGAGUCAUGAUCGAUCCACUGCUCUGCUGCUUCUCUGUAGAAACUGCUCAACCGCAGACCUGGAGGAAGAAAUAUUGGCGAGCCUUCUACAAGCUGGGGCAAAUCCCAACCUGCCUGAAAAAGAUCCAUUUUCCCUGCCCUUGUUGUGCGCCCUGGAGAGACGCUGGUGGCGAGGAACUGAGCUAAUGCUGGACGCAGGGGCGGACGCCACAGCCAAGGAUUUUGAGCACAAUAAUCUUCCAGCCACAUUCUUUGCUCGGGAUAAUAUCGAAAUACUGAGGAACCUUUUGAGUAGAGGAUGUCGCUGCCCUCACCUCGAAGUUUGGAUAACUAAUAGAAGUGUAACAGAUGCCCAGUUAGAGACCAUAUUGCCGUACAUAUUGCCUCGCCUUAAGAGUUAUAGGCCGUAUGAUCUGCUGGUUGUUGCUGUCCAGGCAUCGUACCACAAGAGCGCUAUGUACAUUCUGGAGCAUGGCGUGUUUGACACUAUCAAUGUAUUUCAGAACAUAAUCUAUGUUACCUUUAAACUUAACAUUGGAAUCAACUGGGCAGGCAAGAACAGGUAAGAGUUGUUAAAUCAGAGUUGCACUUGGUACCUAACCAGGUAGCUGCCACCUACCCACAUGGGUUGGGUUUUUUAACGUGAAAACCCCGGAAUAAAAAGGGUUUUACAAAAAAAAACUAACAAUACAUCAAAAUGAUCCCAUGUUUGAAUUUCAGAAUGUAUCUAUUAACCCAUUAAUGACAAUAAUUAUUUUUUAU
Molecule: messenger RNA, 1116 nt
Organism: Hyalella azteca
Lineage: Eukaryota; Metazoa; Arthropoda; Malacostraca; Amphipoda; Hyalellidae
Exons: 7
Coding region: 159-920 (253 amino acids)
Molecular function (GO): protein binding
Source: RefSeq, a predicted model, not a curated record